AUGUCAUUCGGGGAAUUACGAAAAACAACCAAAACAAAUUGGUUAAAAGAUAAUAGAGAGUUAUUGAGGAAUAAUAAUGGUCAGGUGCAAACUGAUAUUCGAUUGUCCACUAAAUGGCUUGAAAGAAGUAAAUGUGAAGAUUUAGGAAUUAAAUAUAGGAAAGGAAGAUUUACUAAACGGGAAAAGGAAAUGUUACAGAAUACUUUACAAGAGUACAAAAGAAGACAUAAUCUUAAUGAUGAUCAAUUACAAAAACUUAUGCAUUAUAGAAAUGACAAAGAACAUUCGUCUUUCUGGGCAGAAAUAGCUACUCCGUUAGGCUUCCGUUCUUUGAAAUCUGUUGCACAUCACAUACAGCGAAAUUUUCAUGAAUUCAAUCAUAAUGGUUCAUGGAGUAAAGAAGAAGAUGAACAGUUAAAACAACUUAUUCAAUUGUACGGGCGAGAUUGGACAACAAUAGGAGAACAAUUGAAACGUAUGCCAGAAGGAUGUAAAGAACGAUACGUUGUUUGCCUCCAACAUCAAGACAAGCACAAUAAAGGAAAAUGGACAAAGGAAGAAGAAGAACAAUUAACAAAAGUAGUCGUUAAUAUUACCAAAGAAUGUGACGCAAACAUUUCUUUAGAUUGGGGAAUUCCAUGGCAAUUAGUCGCUGAAGCAAUGGAAAAUAAAAGAACAGCAUUAUCUUGUCGAAGUAAAUGGGUUAGAGAUUUGAGGCUUAAGUAUGAAAUUGGGGAGGAUCGAAGCGCUAGAUGGACUAGCUAUGACAGUUAUAUGCUUUGUAAAAAAUUAGAAAAAUUGAAUGAGACAGAUGAAUAUUUGAUAGAAUGGGAUAAGCUAGCAGAUGAGGAAUGGGAGCUUUGGCCUCGUGAGUUAUUGUGUGAGCAUUGGCGUCAUUUAAAAUACACUGUAAAUGGGUUUAGAGAGAAAGACUUUCAAGAAAUUCUUUAUGAAUUAUUAAAUAGGUAUAAUGAUAAUAUACCUGAAAAACCAAACCGACCAAAGUCAGCUCCAACUAUCAAUUCUGAAGAUGACACAAUUAGUGAUUUUGACGAAAAUGUAGAUAACAAUUCAUUAGUUACAUCAGAUAACACUUCAUCAGACUAUUCUGAUUCAGAACAUAUGGAUAUCGACGUUGUUAAUCUUCCAAUUAAGAAGAUUGCUUCUAAAAAUAAAAAUAAAAAAAACAAUCAAGUGAAUAGCACUUCCGGAAGUUCAUCAUCCGAAUCUGAAUCAGAUUCUAGUUCGAGCGAUAGUAGUAGUGAUAAUGAAGAAACCGGUUCCGAGAAUGACAAUUCCGUUGGAAAAAGAGUAGUUCCUUUACAAAAUAUGAACACAUCGAUCGAUUCGGAUUCAGAUGGUGAUACUAGGAAAAGUUCAAGUGAAUCAUCUUCGGAUGAUGAAAGUUCAGGAAAUGAUAGUAGUGAAGAAAGUUCAUCUGAUGAUGAAGAGGAAUUGACUAGGAAAGAAAUAUUUUCGGUUGAACGAACCAUAUCAAAUGAUAUGUGUUCAUCUAAUGAAGUUUCAGAACAAAGUAGCGAUG
Molecule: messenger RNA, 1543 nt
Organism: Funneliformis caledonium
Lineage: Eukaryota; Fungi; Glomeromycota; Glomeromycetes; Glomerales; Glomeraceae
Source: the annotation of a GenBank genome assembly